GAGCGGCACCGACGAAAAGACGCGAAUCGCCUCCCUCCGCCUGAGAUCGCUGUUGUGGCCUCGUUAAGUUUGCAGAUCGCUCUCCCUUGAAGGCUCCUUUGCUGAGCGCUCUGCCGGCACACCUGCGUGCCACGCGGCCGCGGUGCCGUGCCUCCGCACCGGGCUGCAGCCGUCCCGAGCCCGGCGGCUGUGCGGGCCGACCCCGAGCGGCUGCGUAGGAAGCCUCGUGUUGGCCGUUGAGCCACCAAUUAAAAACAAAGCUCCUCAGAGGGUGCGCUUUGAAGGAAGUAAACUCAAAUAACUUAAUGAGUGUUGCUGCUGUGCUUCAGAAAUCUCUCUGACUGUGGGGAGUUCUGACACGUAGGAUGAGAACAAUGAACUUCUGUUGCCUGUCUUGAUGGACUUAGGCUGGUAGAGGUGUUUUCUUUAGUGAUGGUUGUUCUCCCCAUUAAUGGAAGCACAUGAGGAGCAUGAUACUUCUACUGAAAAUGCAGAUGAUUCUAACCAUGAUCCUCAGUUUGAGCCCAUCGUUUCCCUUCCUGAGCAAGAAAUAAAAACUCUGGAAGAGGAUGAGGAAGAGCUCUUUAAGAUGCGAGCAAAGCUGUUCCGAUUUGCAUCUGAGAAUGACCUUCCAGAAUGGAAAGAACGAGGAACUGGUGAUGUAAAACUGCUGAAGCACAAGGAGAAGGGAACAAUUCGCCUCCUUAUGAGGAGGGAUAAAACUCUAAAAAUCUGCGCAAACCAUUACAUCACACCCUUAAUGGAGCUGAGGCCUAAUGCUGGGAGCGACAGGGCAUGGGUCUGGAACACACAUGCUGACUUUGCAGAUGAAUGCCCCAAGCCUGAGCUUCUGGCAAUCCGGUUUUUAAACGCGGAAAAUGCACAGAAAUUCAAGGCAAAAUUUGAAGAAUGCAGAAACGAAGUAGACAAGAGAGCAAAAAAAGCAGGCACAGACAAAAAUGAUAGUGCCGAUAAAGUUGCUGAAAAACUAGAGGAGCUUUCUGUAAAGGAAGAGAGCAAAGAAGCUGAGAAGAAAGAGACCAAGGAAAAUGAAGAAAAGCAAUAAAUCAUCCUGGGCCUUGCAGUUUUUUCUUUAUAUUUUUUCUUUUUUUAUUUUUACAAGGGACUUUAUAAGGAACUGAAUUCAAUGUUCAGGUUGUUUUUUCUAAGCUUUUGCCCUUUUGAAGAUGUCUUCAGAAAAUCCAUUCCCCAGUCAUGAAAAUGUACUGUGCUAACUUUCUUUUCCAUAGUGGAAACACUUAUUUAUGGUCAUCCAAAAGAGUGAAUAAAACAAACUUGAAACAGCA
Phasianus colchicus (ring-necked pheasant) is the source of this 1307-nucleotide messenger RNA. RefSeq names its product RAN binding protein 1 (gene RANBP1). NCBI's taxonomy places the organism in Eukaryota, Metazoa, Chordata, Aves, Galliformes, Phasianidae. The record is from RefSeq and is a predicted model, not a curated record. Gene Ontology annotation, molecular function: GTPase activator activity. Gene Ontology annotation, cellular component: nuclear pore; cytoplasm; centrosome. Gene Ontology annotation, biological process: nucleocytoplasmic transport; positive regulation of mitotic centrosome separation.